Lactuca saligna is the source of this 1138-nucleotide messenger RNA. NCBI's taxonomy places the organism in Eukaryota, Viridiplantae, Streptophyta, Magnoliopsida, Asterales, Asteraceae. The record is from the annotation of a GenBank genome assembly.
AUUUAAAGGCAUCUGCUCGGCAUACUCAUCCACCGCUCAUUUCUUUCCCAUCAAAUCUAUAGCAAUUAGCAAGAACUUUUUGCUUAUCCGGCCAUCAAAAACCAUGGCAAACGUUUCAGAAUUUGUCUCCAGGUUGUCAAUGAAAGUAGCAGUUGUCACUGGUGGAGCUCAAGGAAUCGGUGAGGCAACGACAAGACUAUUCAUAAAACAUGGAGCCAAAGUCGUGAUUGCUGAUAUCCAAGACGACUUAGGGCAAGCAGUUUGUAAAGAUAUUGGUCUUGACAGCGCUAUGUUUGUCCAUUGUGACGUGACUGUUGAAUCAGAUGUUGAAAAUGUCAUUAACAUCACACUUGCCAAAUAUGGUAGGUUGGACAUAAUGGUCAACAAUGCAGCCAUUGUAGAUGAUGGAAAACUCAGUAUUCUUGAUAAUGAUAUGUUAGAUUUUGAAAGGGUUAUGAGAGUAAACGUUACUGGUGUGUUCCUAGGCACCAAGCAAGCAGCUCGAGCCAUGAUCCCAGCUCGUAGAGGUAGCAUUAUUAUGUUGGGAAGUGUGUCUGGGAGCAUUGGAGGAAUCAUUUCUCAUGCUUAUUCGAGUUCAAAACAUGCGCUUGUGGGUCUCACUAAGAAUACAGCUGCCGAGCUUGGCCAAUAUGGGAUUCGUGUUAAUUGCUUAUCACCUCAUUUUAUCCCUUCACCUAUGGCUACAAAUUAUGUACAAGAUCACCCUGAUAAAUACUCCAAAGUUUAUACAAACCUCAAAGGGAUCUUGCUGCGUAUAGAAGAUGUGGCAGAAGCUGCUCUUUUUCUAGCAAGCGAUGAGGCCCGGUACAUGAGCGGGCAUAAUCUAGUACUUGAUGGAGUUUUUGCAGGCAGAGUACCAUCAUACACCAACAUUGUGACCAACAUCAGUUAUGCAAUUGUUUGUUCUUGCACAAUCUCUUCAUUUCAUUUUGCGGAUUCCCACAUUCUCACGGUAGUAGUAGAAGCACUAGAAAUUGAAGCUCUUGAUUUUUAUGUGAGGCGAAGUCCAGUGCCUAAUGCAUAUACUUUAGCUAUUAAUGGUAAAAACCCAUUUGUUGUUGUUCAUACAAGCCUUGUGGAGCUUCUUUCAAGAAAAGGGGAGUUUGGUUUUUGUUAA